This is a messenger RNA of Entelurus aequoreus (snake pipefish), 6492 nucleotides long. It is a transcript of the gene nlgn2a, whose product is annotated as neuroligin 2a. Bases 821 to 3385 code for a protein of 854 amino acids. The record is from RefSeq and is a predicted model, not a curated record. Lineage: Eukaryota; Metazoa; Chordata; Actinopteri; Syngnathiformes; Syngnathidae. The transcript has 10 exons. Gene Ontology annotation, molecular function: signaling receptor activity; neurexin family protein binding. Gene Ontology annotation, cellular component: postsynaptic specialization membrane; synapse; cell surface. Gene Ontology annotation, biological process: presynaptic membrane assembly; modulation of chemical synaptic transmission; postsynaptic membrane assembly.
CAGAGGCAAGCGUUGCCAUGGCGACCGGCUCUCGGGAGGGGGACACUGCGGCGCGUGCACCCUACGACGGCGGGGGCGUGCCGGCGAGGACGAGCACGCGGGGGUGCGCACCGAGGCGGCCGCCGCAGCCACAGCAGCAUCAGCAGCAGACGCCACAGUCCGCGCGCCGGACCGCAUCGUAACGCUUUUCCCCGCCCAUUUGGAGGGUUGACUUUUAGGCGUUUAUUGAAGACGUUUUGGCGUUUAAAACGAAAAAAGAACGCUCCCAAAGCAGGCGACAACUCCUCCGCCGAUGUCAUUUCCGCGUCCGCUGCUCGGGAGCUUCUGUCGUGGCUCGGCUGGGCCUCCGAAGGAGUCCGAAGCGAAAGCCGACAACGAGACGAUGAAUGAAUGAAUGCAUGAAUGUGCUGCCGUCUUCCGGGAAACGACGGAGUCCCCGCGCGCACGGAUGUCCUCCAACAUCCUCAGUAUUAGCACUGUUUGAUUCUUCCUCGUCGCAUUAGUGUUAUUCUUUUUUGCUGCUCUGCUGUCAUUGUCACCCAGUCCCACCUGCUGGUCCAACCCAAGGAAGGAAGGAAGGAAGGAAGGAAGGACCGCCUUGACUGUCAAAGCCUUUCAUUUUACUUUUGUAUUUUUUUUGUAGUUAGCAGCUGCUUGAAUUGGCUUUUUGAGGAGGGCAGAGGACACAAUCAGAGGGGACAAGGCAGAGAAAGGACAUCACUGACUUGCCACCAGCCCGUGAGCUCUUCAAUUGACCAGGUGCUGACGUAGAUGACGUCACCAGGACGGGACAUGACAGGUCGCAAGGGGAUGGACCAUAAUGGGACCAUGGCUGUGGAAGCCAAUGAAAAAGCCUUGCCUCCGCACUGACCUGGCGCCCCCGCAGAGGACCGCCCACCCUCUCCAGCGCCCUCCUCAUCCAUGUUCUCCUUUCACAUGCAAAGAAGAGAGAAAAAGGUCCGUCAUGGCCGACUGGUGCUUGAUGAGCCUUGCCCUCUUCAGCCUGGCCUUCAGUCAAAAAGUGGACCCGUCCAAGCACCCUGUGGUCACCACCAACUACGGCAAGCUGCGAGGGAUCAAGAAGGACCUCAACAACGAAAUCCUGGGCCCGGUGGAGCAGUACCUGGGCGUGCCCUAUGCCACCGCCCCAAUCGGCGACCGCCGCUUUCAGCCGCCCGAAGCCCCGGGCUCGUGGCAGGAGAUCCGCAACGCCACCCAGUUUGCCCCCGUGUGCCCCCAAAACGUGCAUGGGGUGCUGCCGGAGAUCAUGCUGCCCGUGUGGUUCACAGACAACCUGGACGUGGCAGCGGGCUACAUCCAGAACCAGAGCGAGGACUGCCUCUAUCUCAACGUCUACGUGCCGACCGAGGAUGGUCCGCUCACAAAAAAACAUGAUGAAUCUUCAGCCAACAAGCCUCGAGAUGAAGACAUUCGCGACCGCAGGAAAAAGCCGGUGAUGCUGUUCAUUCACGGAGGCUCCUACAUGGAAGGCACCGGAAACAUGUUUGACGCCAGCGUGCUCGCCGCCUAUGGCAACGUCAUCGUGGUGACCAUGAACUAUCGUCUUGGGGUGCUGGGUUUUCUCAGCACCGGCGACCAGUCGGCCAAAGGCAAUUAUGGCCUCCUGGACCAGAUUCAGGCGCUGCGCUGGCUCAACGAGAACAUCGGCCACUUCGGAGGAGACCCGGAGAGGAUCACCAUCUUUGGGUCGGGAGCUGGGGCGUCUUGCGUCAACCUCCUCAUCCUGUCCCACCACUCAGAGGGGCUCUUCCACAGGGCCAUCGCCCAAAGUGGAACAGCCAUCUCAAGCUGGUCGGUAAACUACCAGCCCUUGAAAUACACCAAGAUCCUGGCCCGCAAGGUGGGCUGCACCUACACCGAGACCGCCGACCUGGUGGACUGUCUGAGGCGCAAAAACUUCAGGGAGCUGGUGGACCAGGACAUCCAACCGGCUCGCUACCACAUCGCUUUUGGCCCCGUUGUGGAUGGAGAUGUGGUACCCGACGAUCCUGAGAUCCUCAUGCAGCAGGGGGAGUUCCUGAACUAUGACAUGCUGAUCGGUGUGAAUCAAGGCGAGGGGCUGAAGUUUGUGGACGACAGCGAGGACAACGACGGCAUCUCAGCAGCGGCGUUUGACUACACCAUCUCCAACUUUGUAGACAACCUCUACGGCUACCCCGAAGGCAAAGACAUCCUGAGGGAGACCAUUAAGUUUAUGUACACGGACUGGGCAGACAGGGACAAUGGCGACAUGCGGCGAAAAACCUUGCUGGCGCUGUUUACGGACCACCAGUGGGUGGCGCCAGCCGUGGCCACGGCAAAGCUCCACGCCGAGUUCCAGUCGCCUGUUUACUUUUACACCUUCUACCACCACUGCCAGACCGAGACGCGGCCCGAGUGGGCUGACGCUGCCCAUGGCGACGAGAUACCGUAUGUUUUUGGUGUGCCCAUGAUCGGCGCCACAGACUUGUUCCCGUGCAACUUCUCCAAGAACGAUGUAAUGCUGAGCGCUGUGGUGAUGACAUACUGGACCAACUUUGCCAAGACUGGGGAUCCCAACUUGCCGGUGCCCCAGGACACCAAAUUCAUCCACACCAAGCCCAACCGCUUUGAAGAAGUCAUCUGGACCAAGUUCAACUCCAAGGACAAGCAGUAUCUUCACAUUGGCUUGAAACCCCGCGUCAGAGACAACUACAGGGCCAACAAGGUGGCCUUCUGGCUGGAGUUGGUGCCCCAUCUUCAUAAUCUGCAUGACGAGCUGUUUCCGACCACUCCCCGCUCCCCACUGGGCCCGGGCAGCGGCCCCGGCACACCUAGAACCAGAACUACAGGCCCUCGCACCACUCACCGCCCCUACCCUACCUUCCCUUAUGACCCAGAGCCUGAUAGUUCCGAGCGUCCUCCUCGUGUUCUUUUUCCCGGUGACACCCGCGACUACUCCACGGAGCUGAGCGUGACGGUCGCCGUGGGAGCGUCCCUCCUCUUCCUCAACAUCCUCGCCUUCGCCGCCCUCUACUACAAACGCGACAAGAGGCACGAGAUGCGGCGCCACCGUCUCUCUCCUCAGCGGGGCGGCCCCGCGAAUGACCUGGCCCACAGUCAGGAGGAGGAGAUCAUGUCUCUGCAGAUGAAGCAUUCCGAGCAUGACGCUCACCACGACAUGGAGCCCCUGCGGCCCCACGACAUCCUGCGCCCAUCGUGCCCCCCCGACUACACGCUGGCGCUACGCCGGGCCCCAGACGACGUGCCUCUGAUGACACCCAACACAAUUACCAUGAUCCCCAGUACCAUAACCAGCAUGCAGCCUCUCCAUGCCUUCAACACUUUCCCUUCCACAGGUCACAACAAUACCCUACCACACCCCCACUCCACCACCAGGGUAUAGUAUGGCCUGACCUGACACAGCAGCACCCAAGGAAGACUGGCCGUGCUAAUCAUCGAGAAGUCCCCUGGAUGUGAGGUUUGACUGUCCAAGAACUACUCCACCUCCUCCGUCUUGUGCUGCCAAGCUGAGCAGCGCCCUCCAAUGGUGGCAUGCGAAGAUGCAACUGAACUGCAAUGCAGCAAGUUUGGGAGAAACUACUUUUUUCAAAGGAGGGUUUUCAAACCAGAGCCCCUUACCAUUUCUUGAAUGGACCUCUCGCCUUUUUAUUCUUUAUUGAUGUCUUGCUUCAUUCCUGAGUGUGUCAUUCUGCGGUCCCACGACAUCCUGCGGCCAUCGUGCCCCCCCCGACUACACGCUGGCGCUACGCCGGGCCCCAGACGACGUGCCUCUGAUGACACCCAACACAAUUACCAUGAUCCCCAGUACCAUAACCAGCAUGCAGCCUCUCCAUGCCUUCAACACGUUCCCUUCCACAGGUCACAACAAUACCCUACCACACCCCCACUCCACCACCAGGGUAUAGUAUGGCCUGGCGAAGUUGGUAGAGUGGCCGUGCCAGCAAUCGGAAGGUUGCUGGUUACUGGGGUUCAAUCCCCACCUUCUACCAUCCUAGUCACGUCCGUUGUGUCCUUGGGCAAGACACUUCACCCUUGCUCCUGAUGGCUGCUGGUUAGCGCCUUGCAUGGCAGCUCCCGCCAUCAGUGUGUGAAUGUGUGUGUGAAUGGGUGAAUGUGGAAAUACUGUCAAAGCGCUUUGAGUACCUUGAAGGUAGAAAAGCGCUAUACAAGUAUAACCCAUUUAUCAUUUAUCAUUUAUUCUUAUUUUUCCUACAUCUGAAUCCCGCUUUUGACAUGUGGCCCUAUGUCCAGUACUCUAUUGGACUAAAAGUGUUUCCUAAAGGUGGUAAUCUUAUAUCUUCUACUUUCAUUCUACCAGCAUUCUUGGUGCCAAGGUCAGAGUUGCAUUCUAGUGAAGAAGAAAAACAGCUACUGUAUAUUUACUGUCCACUAACAAACGUGACAAAAGUGCCAAACUGGCCCUUGAUUGUGAUUUCCUUUUCUUCCACCGCUUGUCUCUGUCUUUUUACCAUGUCCUUAAUUGUUGUUUCAUAUGUGCAAACAACUUUAGUUUUUGCUGAAAUUAUAUAGAGAAAUUAUAUAUAUAGUUAUAUACGUGUACAAACUAGAAAGUAUAUCGUUUUGCGGUGGGGGGGGGAUUUAUGCAUGAAUUAUUUUUCUUAGGAGGAACAUGAGGGUGGAGGACACUGUAGCCGCACGUUUCCCCCCAAAAACCAACAAAAGCGCUUCACCUGGUUCAGAAAAAAAUCUUCAUCUCCUUCAUGUCUGGUGUUGAUAUUAAGACAGACACGCCUGUGUUGUGCUGAUGCAACCAGUAGCAAGCCCAUUCGUAUGACUGGUGCUGCCAUUUCUUACCAUCUGUGUGUGCCUGGUCCACACGUGGUCCCUGCACCGACCCAAAGAGUGUGUGUAAUAUCAUAAUGUGACCGGCAGGAUUUUCCCACUUGUUUUAAUGCUUUACUAAUCGGGUCACUAACGGUUUUGGUGAGAAGGCAGAAAGCACACACAGAGAGUCUGCGUACAAAGGGGCAGGUGGUGAAAGGUCUGCCCUUUUCUCGAGUCCCUGGUGCUGUCGUUGCUUGUGCGCUAGCCUGUUUGUUUCUUCUUUGUUGUAUUCCCCUGCGUCUUUAGAGUGUUGCGAUAUGUGCACAACGUGAAAACCAAGCCGUCUACUUGGAUGAGCUUGAAAAAUUUGACGGGCUGCAAAGGAAAAUAGACUUUCCAGAAAGCCUCAUACUAAUGGACGCACCGCUCUGACGUGGAAAAGGCACGGCCAUCUUUGUAUCUUAUGGGUUUGUCAAAAUGAUACCUUUUGCAGCGCCGUUCUUUGGAUGGCAUGCUUUCGUAGCUCUGUGAGGUCAGAGGGAGCGAGGGGCCAUGAGGUGACACUGCAGGACAGAGCAAACAACUGCAGCCUUUUGGGGCUCGGGCUGUUUUUAUUCCUCGUCUAUUUUAUAAACUGCCACUGGAGGGCGCCAUCGCGACAGAUGUCUGCAAAGGGGAGACAACACAAGACACACAAAACCUGCAAGAGAAUCAAAACUGUACAUUUUUAAGAGUAUCAAACAGAUAUAAAUAUUUGUAAAUAUUCAGUUUCUUGUUAGUUUUUUUCUUUUUUGUUGAGUGAAUGAAUGAAAUGCAAUUAUAAAAGACAACAGGUGCAGUUUGCAAAGAAAGGGCCACCAUAUUAACAUUAUAUUGUUCUCAUACCACUUUGGGCCAUGUGGACUUUUUGUAGCAUCCCACACUGGAAAGUCACUCUAGCAAAAAUGCUCUAUGCUGGUUUAUUUAGAAAAAAAUACCACUUUGUAUCAGUGCUUUGGUUGUUGCGCUCUUUUAUUUCCUCCUAAGCUUUUACUUUGGAAGUUCACCUUCAGAUUAAAGCAUAUAUGCAUCAUUUUGGGAAUAUGUCAAGUAAAAGCCAGUUUUGCCUUUCUGCCAGUUAACCCACAUAACGGGAGGGGGGUGGGUGUUAAGGGAACCUGGUUCAUGUUGAGAACUUUCAAAGCGAGACAAGGCCCUUGAUUAGAAGUUAGCUCACUUCCCAUGUAGCCAUGUUUACAUGAAGCCACUUUAUUGUGGGGUCCGUACAUGAGGGCUUUAAUACCAUAAGAUGCCUCACAAACGCAUUAUUAAAGAGAUCUUACAGUUAUGUUACUGUCCGCACACUGUGUUAUGUUAAUGAUGACGGGACUACUUUCAUAAUCAUGAACAAAAUCUAAGUAAUCUAUUGGAACUUGGUCAAUGGUACCCGCUACCACUCAACAGCACACACAUUUUUGUGUAUUCACUCAACUUCCUGCUCGUAUUCCGAUGCAAAGUUGCACCUGUUGUCUAUGUAAAAAAAAAAUGAAUAAGAAACCCAAGAUUUCUGUUGACAAGAACAUUGUUGCAUAAUGGAAUUUUGUGAGAAAUGCUGAUUUUAAAAAGUGUCGGGGGGAGUAUAAUUAAUUGAGGUGAUGUUUCUGUUUACUUUAGAGGUUAUCUACUGUAUGCUGUGAUUCUGAUCUGGGAAACAUUAAAUACGUU